AUGGCGCUCUCUGAUGAUUGCAUUUGCCUGCCUGGGUUUGGACUGCCAAUCGAAUAUAUGCCACCAUUAGAUUACGAAGACAACCACGGCAUCAUACACGGCGCACCCUAUCGACUACCAAACACCGUGGCGCAAAUUGCACGAGGGCGGUUUCCCCAUGCUAUCGCAGACUACUUCACUGGUCAUGGGAUAAGCUUACGCGAGCGCCGCAUGCUCGACUUCAUCAACAAAAUCACUGACAAAGAAGAAUGGGACUUCAAUGUAUUCGACAAGACCAUGGUAGAGAAAUGGCGAAAGGAGACUUGUCGGCACAUUGCAGAGCUGGAUGAUGAGUAUCUUUCGAAGCAGAUGUGGCUGUCUUGCAUGGCAGAGCUAUACGCAAAAGCCUCUCGAUAUGAAGAAACUUCGAUUGCCACAGUCUUGGACGUUGAAGCAAGCGCCGCCAAGUCCGAUCGUGUCAUUCCUCAACAGCUACGGGAGACACUACGUGCAUCUAUACGCCCACUGGAAGAUGUGCCAGAAAGACGGAAAGAUUGGCACUCUCACUCGGAUGAUAUGGUCCUUGAUCUUCUUCAUCCAUCACUUUUCCCGUUAAUCUACGGUCGCUCAAGGGUGCUUGCAAAAGGGCGAGUGCCGCUCCUCGAUUGUACCAAGUACAUCGGCAAGGGCGAAAUUCUGAGUGCUCCCGCCAAGCCAGAGGCGGAGCUGUACGAAACUGAGUUCUCUUGGUUUCGAACUCGGCAACUGCAUGCCUGGGGUAACUUCCAGUGGCUUCCUGCGGAUGUCUGUUUUGCCGCAAAUGGUGGUGUAAAGAUCACAAGCUAUAUCAACAACCUUCUUCCCGAAGCAAAUCAGGAGCUGUACAACACACUCGAGCAAUUUGUCACACAAGCGGUACCUCUUUGGAACGAAGUACUGAACUUUUCACAGAACAGAAAUAGGAUUAGGGUGGACCGAUCGGCUGACGAAGUGCACUUUCGCGACCCACCGAAAGGGUUGAAGCCACCACAUGACUACGACGACGAUGACUUCGGUGACGAAGAGCACUGGGAGUGGUAUCUUGCAAAUCGUGUCUUCAUUCAACCUGAGCCUGUCCUUCAUAUGGAACAUUGUGGGCCUUCUCCAAUCAAUCUCCGGAAACGGUUCGCAGCAUCAGGGCUUCAGGUCAUUUUCAAGCUAGCAAGUAUCCAUCUUACGCCCGAAAAGGCAGCCUAUGAUGGAGGAAAGUGGCACAUAGAGGGUGCGCUAAACGAACACAUCUGUGCCACGGCGCUGUACUACAUUGACGAGGAAAAUGUCACAGACAGCCAUCUCUCUUUCCGCCAUAGGAUAGACUCGGAGAAAGUCGGCUAUAUAAUGGCUCAGUGUGAAUGGGAUGGUUCCAAAAAAAAUGGUGUCAAGAAUCUCGAGCGGGCAUCCCAGGAUGUCGGCUCCAUUCUCACACGCUCAGGUCGCCUUCUUGCUUUCCCAAACGUCUUGCAGCACCGUGUAUCGUCUUUCCGCCUUGUGGAUCCGUCCAAACCAGGCCACCGUAAGAUCCUCGCGAUGUUUCUCGUUGACCCGCAUAUCUGGGUGCUGUCAACUGCAAAUGUCCCCCCACAGCGGCGUGAUUGGUGGGCUGUGGAAAUCCAGGCUAUUCCGCGGUUCAACAAACUACCACAGGAGAUUUUUGAGAUGAUCAUCGACGCCAUCGACGAUUCCCCGAUUAGUUGGGAGGAUGCGCUGGAGAUUAGGGAAGACCUGAUGGCUGAGAGAGGAAGUCUCACUGAUGAGAUUGAGGCUGAGGUUGACGAGGAUGUCUUCGACUUUUGCGAGCACUGAUCAUCCCUCGCACCAUGCGUUGACACCGCGAGAGAUGCCUCAUAUGGGUAUUUGGUCCGGUAAUCUAGCGAUGUCAAGCGGUUGAUUCGAGAUUAGCUAAGAUGCGUCUUGUGGAAACAGCCAUUGGAAGCUCUCUUGGAGAGACUUAAAGUGGACAGGCACGGGAUUGUACUAAAUUCCGUAGCAUUUUUCAAACCCAGAUAAUUAGUCGGGGUACCCCUAGACUCUACUUAAGCGGAAAACCAUACUGAUAUUGAGCGGUU
Molecule: messenger RNA, 2084 nt
Organism: Mytilinidion resinicola
Lineage: Eukaryota; Fungi; Ascomycota; Dothideomycetes; Mytilinidiales; Mytilinidiaceae
Exons: 4
Coding region: 1-1821 (606 amino acids)
Source: RefSeq, a predicted model, not a curated record